UAUUCAUAAUAUUAUCUUAUGUAAGUUAAUAACAGUUUUGUGGGUGAGGUUCUUUAAAAUUAGAGCAACUGUCACUGGAAAAAGGAGACCAGGCUAGCUUCUCAGGGAGUCUCAUGGGAAUUUAUAUCUGCUCUAAAGGAUCGAUUUUGAGAUAAUCCAUUGUGAACAUUUGAUUCCAAUUAGUAGCAGAUUACAUUUAUUCAAAGUUUACUAUACGCCUGGAAAUGUGCAAAACUUUUUAGCAUAAAUUAUCAUAUUUCUUUCUCACAACUACAUAAUGAAGGAAUACUAUUAUCUUUCAUUCUAUAGAUGAGGUAGGUCAUUGUGGCUCAGAGAGGUUAAAUCUCUUGUGCAGGUCUAUAUAAGCAAAGAAAUGAUAGAACUGAGAAUAGAAAUUGCCAUUCUAACUCUAGGAUGUGUAGUCUUUACUAUACCAUAUUUGUUCUUUACAGCAAUUAUUUUAGUCCAGGCUUUUUUUCUAAACUUUUUUGUUUUCCUAGCUUUUUCUGUAUGCUUCUUUAUUCAGCUGUAUGAGCAGAUACACAUGAGAUUUUUGUUAUAACGGUCCACAAAGUCCAUUUUUGGCAGCCAAAAGGAUUUAAAUGACAAUGUAUGGAUGCAUAUAAGUAAUCAUAUAUUGUGUUAGUUUCUUAGGACUGCCGUAAUCAAUAGCACAAACCUGGUGCCUUAAAACAACAGAAAUUUAUUUUCUCACAGUUCUGGAAGCCAGAAGUCCAAAAUGCGUUGGCAGGGCUGAUUCCUUCUGGAAGUUCUGAGGGAAAAUCAGUUCCAUGAUUCUUUCCCAGCUUCUGGGUGGCUGGAAAUCCUUGGCAUUCCUUGGCUUGUGGUUGCAUAACUCCAGUCUCUGCCACCAUCUUCACAUAGCUUUCUCCUCGUGUGUCUCUAUGUAUCAAAUCUCCCUCUCCUUUCUUUUAUAAGGACACUCAUCAUUGGCUUUAGGGCCCACCCUAAAUUGAGGAGGAUGCUGACUGAGAUUUUUAACUUAAUUACAUCUGUAGAUAAAGACCCUGUUAACAAAUAUGGUUGCGGUCACAGGUACCCGAGGUUGGGACUUGAAGAGAUCUUUUUAGAGGCCACUAUUUGACCCACUACGUAUUUUGAACAUUUGUAUUAAAGAAAUGGGUAAAAUAGUACAAGUAUAAUACAAACUUUAGUUUCAGACCAUUUCAAUUCAUGGAGUAUUUAGUUUUAAGGGUAUUUUAUAUAAGAAUGUUAUUUUAUAUGCAUUAUCUGAAUGCUGAAGAUAUCCCCCAAAGAUUUUAGAUUUAGAUUUCAUUUUCUUUUCGCUGUUUCUCUAGUACAAAUAUAUGCUAAUCAUCAUCUUUCACUUAUUCCCAGGAUAUGCUAUUACAUAUGCACAUUUAGUUCCUCAUUUCUUGAAACUUCGAUAUUUGAAAUUAUUUUUAAGAGACUCUAAAUGGCAAAAAGCCGUUACAUAUUUCAAUGAGGUCUCCUGGUUCUCAUCCCAAAGCACUUACUGUGUCAUGAUAGCACUAGAUUGUGAGGAGAUAAUGCAUUCGAAAGAUUGACAUGGCAAAGAAGAUGUAAUAAUAUUCGAUGAUUGGCCAAAAUUGAGGGCAUCUAAGGGAGAAAAGCUAAAGAUACACUAAGCUGGGCAUCAAGAAAUUUGGAUUCCAUUCUGAGCAUUUUACAGGUUCUGCACCUCUGCAGAGUAGAACGGAAAAGAAAAUUCUAGAGAAUAAAAUGAAUAUAGAGAUGACCAUGGCAUGCAGAUUGCUGAGAGCUCUGGAGAGGGUGAUUCAUGAAGAAAUGUGGACCUCAAAUUUUGAGCAAACUUUUAGAGAUGAAAAAAGAGGGAACCAAGGAUUAUUGGUGAUUCAUAUUUGUUUAAAGCCAUCAAUAUGUAUUUUUGACACAAACAGAAAUACUAGAUUUAUUUUUAAAAGUUAGGCGCUUGUUGGGGAGGAGCUGCUAACUGAACAGCUGGGAGCGUUGUUGAUAAAGUAUCAGCAAAAGAUGCUUGAAGUAAUAUAAUUACAAAAAAAGACGCAUAUCUACUUAAACUAUUUUAUUUUAACCUAAAACUUAUACAACUGUAUUUAUCUGUAAACUUUUCCUGUACGGCCUCUCCUUCAAGUGUGACUCUGGUGAUUGGCUUUCUACAAAGAUUUUCUUAUGUAAAGAAUACUCGUUACAGACCAUCCCCAUGAUUGCUUCGUCGAAUGGCACGGAGAACUUAGGGACACCUAUAGGCGACCAAAGUGCAAAUUCCCUCUACAUUGUAAUAAUUUCAUCUCAAUCUUUUAGAGCUGUGUUGCCCACGUAUAAUGGACGAUGGGAGAAAAUACCUGACUGAAUUGUGGUUUAUUUAGAAAAGAAGAAUGAGGAAUGGGUGCUUGUUGGACGUCCAACAGUUUUCAUUACAAUAAGCAUGUGACGGGAUUGGGGGGAACAGAAUUGCUGAAAUAAAUCAUGUGGGGCAAAGUCUAGAAGCUGUAGGUGUUCAGUUAGCGAUGGGCGCUGGUUGGCGCGGUUUACACUUUAAUGGAGUGUGUCAGUUAAUCGUGAGUGGUGAACUAGUUAAGUGGAACUCUGUUUUCAGAAGUUCUGCUCUUCUCAUUGAGUUUUAAAAGUGCCACAAAAGGCUCACAGAAGAUUUGAGGGGAAAAAAUUUACAGAGAAAAUUAGAUAUGAGCCAUCUUUGAAGGACAAGAUAGUAUAGGGAGUCAUGAUAAGGUGAGUGCCUGUUUGUUUUGUUGGGUUGAGAAAUUAUUAAUGCCUGGCAUUCAUUUCACAGACUGAGAGAUAAGGGGCAAGACAUUUCCAGCAUUGAUUUCGGGUCGUGAGAGAGCAUUUCUGUGACGACUGGUCAUCUAGCUGUGUAGCUGUCCUUGGGUGGUCUUUUCCUGGGUAGCCAUUCUCAUCUCACUUGAGCGUGGUCAGUCCGAGACGAAGUGUAGGUGUGACAUUCUUGGAUUGUUUAACGCUGUGUUUAUUGUGUCAUGUCUUUGAUAUAUAUAUGUGCACAUUUAGUUUAAGAUCGGGUUCUUUGAACAGAUAUGCCUUGAAAAAUAAGGUUAAAUCAUUGUUUUUUUAAAAAAUAUAACUUUGUUAUUAUAAAAACAAGUAGGAUCUUAUUUUUGGAUAAUAAAUUUUAUGCCAAAACUCUGAGCAAUGCUUAUAAAUAUCUGCCUUCUUAAAAAUGUUAUGUACUUUAGGCUCUGCCAAAAAAGAAACUUUUUGCUUACUAAGUAUGUUUUGAAAAAUUGUCUUCUCUGUUUUCAUGACCUAUUUGUAGCGCUAGCUCUGAACCAGGUGCACCUCCUCUCCAUUCAGUUAUGCAAGACGAUUUUCCUAAAUCAUUAGCCUCACACCACUCUCCGAAGCAAUUUGCGCGGUCUGCCAGUUGCCCCCGCUGUCACAACAGAGCACUGUACAAUGGUUUCCAAGAUCCUUUUUGCUUUACUGGUUUUCUCGGAUCCCUCCAGCGAAACUCACUACACCUCCCUUAACUUCUUUAAUCCCACAGGGGACAGUGAGAGGGAACUAUCUCAAGAGGACAAGAAGCAGGAUGAAAUGGUGAAGUUCCAUGUGAUUCCAUCUGGUAUACAUAGGAGAGAAAGUGAUUGAAGGAGAACUCAGAUGGCAACUGUAUGAUUGAAACUAUCCAAAGCCAAGCAUCUGUAUGUUCUUUCAGCUGUAUUUGAGCAUACCCAGGAUAUAAAGUGUGAUUGAACCAAACAUUUAUUUGGCUAAUCCUCAUCAUGAACCGUGCUUUUAGGAAGAAAGACAAAACUUGGAUGCAUACGCCUGAAGCUUUAUCAAAACAUUACAUUCCCUAUAAUGCAAAGUUUCUUGGCAGUACAGAAGUGGAGCAGCCCAAAGGAACAGAAGUUGUGAGAGAUGCUGUAAGGAAAUUAAAGUUUGCAAGACACAUCAAGAAAUCUGAAGGCCAGAAAAUUCCUAAAGUUGAAUUGCAAAUAUCAAUUUAUGGAGUAAAAAUUCUAGAACCCAAAACAAAGGAAGUCCAACACAAUUGCCAGCUUCACAGAAUAUCAUUUUGUGCAGAUGAUAAAACUGACAAGAGGAUAUUCACUUUCAUAUGCAAAGAUUCUGAGUCAAAUAAACAUUUGUGCUAUGUAUUUGACAGCGAAAAGUGUGCUGAAGAGAUAACUUUAACAAUUGGCCAAGCGUUUGACCUGGCAUACAGGAAAUUUCUGGAAUCUGGAGGAAAAGAUGUUGAAACAAGAAAACAGAUUGCAGGAUUACAGAAAAGAAACUUAGUGUUCUCAUGUGACUUUGCUUCACUUCCUGAUGCUUCUCAUGGGGAUCAGAGCAGCAGAAGCAGCAGAUGCUGGAUUCAAGACUUAGAAACAGAAAAUAUGGAACUUAAAAACAAAGUACAAGAUUUGGAAAACCAGUUAAGAAUAACCCAAGUAUCAACAUCUCCACUGCUGCACAAAAUGUCCGAUCAUGAGCAACACGGGUUUCAGAGAUGCGCAUCCUCUUUCUGGCGUAGUAGUGAUGUUUCAUCUCCUUGUCUAAAUAUUUCUUCCAUUACUGUCACUCCUGUCAACUCGCCUGAUUCCAGACUCUCAUUGGGACUGUUAGUACCACCACCUUCUAAAUGUGGCCUUCCCAAGCCAGUCAGUGAGAGCAGCAUCCCAAGACCUCAUGCAGGCAGUGUGACACCUAAGUCACCCUCCACUGACAUCUUUGAUAUGAUUCCAUUUUCUCCAAUAUCACAUCAGUCUUCGAUACCUACUCGCAAUGGCACACAGCCACCUCCAGUACCUAGCAGAUCUACCGAGAUUAAACGGGACCUGUUUGGAGCAGAACCUUUUGACCCAUUUAACUGUGGAGCAGGGGAUUUCCCUCCAGAUAUUCAAUCAAAAUUAGAUGAGAUGCAGGAGGGGUUCAAAAUGGGACUAACUCUUGAAGGCACAGUAUUUUGUCUGGACCCGGUAGACAGCAGGUGCUGAUGCCAAGAACAAGAGAUCCCGAUUCACCUUAAAUUUGUUUUAUAGACAUAUAUAUCAUUCAUUAUUACUUUAUGACAGGAACUAUACAUGUGCCAAUAUAUUUUUGAAUAUCUAACUUUUUGAAAAUUAUUUCAGUAGAAUUUCCUCAUACCUUCUCUGUUGAUCUGUAAUGUUUUAUUUUAAAAACAACUUGCUGUAAGUAAAUCAUACUUUUAUGUUCCUUUCUGUUUCUGUUGUAGGUGAAUUUAUAAUCAAAAAACAAAUUAUGCAAGUAUCUGCCUUGUGUCUGAAUUAGAAAUAAUUAGCAUCUUGAAAUUUGUGUUCAUUCUCCAGGCUGCUAGUUUAUUACUGACUCCCAAAAGCCAUAUCUUAAUGAUACCUUUCAAAGUCCUGAGGAGAUAUACCAGUAUCAAUCUAAAUAUGCUCUAUAUUCAAACCAAUAAACAUGUUACCAUUCAUUAGACAGAUGCCAUUUUAUGUAUUAAAUGUUGUUCAUGUCAUUGGAAAAACGUAAACUUUGAAUAUAAUGCCACCAGGUCAUUUUUAACAGGUAAAAUAACAAAAAUCCUAUAAAUUCCAAUAAAAAUUAAACCAAACGUAUUUAGAGUAUUUAUUAGUAAGAGCAAGGUAAUAAUGUUAGUUACUAUGAGUUAUACUCUAAAUAUUUUAUUUAUUUAAUAAACAAAGAUCGUGGGGAAAAAAUGAAAAUUUUCUCUUUACAAAACAUUUAAAAUUUAAUUUCUAAUGGAUAGCUUAUAUUGCAACCAUCUAAACAUCAUCUGAUCUGAUGUUGCCUAAAAAAUAUUGGAAAUAUAUGCUGCCUGUAGUUGCAAUGUCUAUAGCCCAUCUUUACCAAAUAUAUUUUUUCUCGCUGAAUAAGAGUAUCCAAUAUUUUCUCCUUUGAUAAAGAUAUUUUCUCACCAAAGCUUAUUUUGUGAUGCUUCAUUAGUGUCGAUGCUUUAAAAUCUAUGGCAACUAUUCUUUAUGAAUCAUCAAACAUAUUUAGCAAAUUUAAUUUGUAUUUGUUUUGUUGAAGUGAGAAUCUCAUUUUUCACAAAAGUCAAGUUGCUGCUUAGUUUAGUCUAACGUGUACAAUAAAAUUUUCUUGCAUCUCAUUCUUGAUGUGCUGAUAAACCUUGACCUUUGAAAAUGUUUGUUUCCUAUCCCUUUGCCCGUUAUGUAACAGACUGUAAUUUGUACUUGCUGCAACAAAAAUGUGUGGUCAAAUUUAUAAUGUGAUUCAUCACGUUAUGGGAAAAAUAAGUUAAAUUAAUGAAAAUGUGAGCUUGGAUUGGGGUAGAUCUCAAAAAUAGAUUUUUCUUUUACUCAUGGAAAUUUUCAAGUGCUAAAGGUACAUUUUCACUAGGAAAAGAAAUCAAAUAUGCUUAUGCAAUAUUAUGUUUGUAUGUAUCUUCAUAAUCUUCUCCAGUAUAUAUAAACCUUCUUGUUUGUUUUCUGUUGUCUGCUAAGUUGUACCUUAAUUAGAAGGUAGUAUAUGUUUCAUAAAGAAGAGUCUUUAUAAUUUUGUUUGUCAUAUAGUAUUUUGGAAUUUGUAUAAUGAGGAUGUUUAGAAGCCAUAUCAAUGGCUUUUUUUAACAGAUAGAAUUUGUAUUUUUAUUGUUCUUUAAAAAGCUUUAUGUAAUAGGUAUAUAUUUAGUGGCCAUUUAUUAUCAAUGGUUAACACAAUAGAGUAUACUAAGAUGGUAUUUGCACAUUUAAGAUAUGUUACUUUACCAAUUUUUAAUGGUAAUCAAUUCUGCUACUGGCAUGAUUAAAUAGUACAUAAUUGGUCAUUAAUUAUGAACAUUUAUUUCACCAGUGCAUUUUUAUGAAGAUCCAGUUGAAAAUUGUAUUUCUAUGUAAACUCAAUGAUAUGUUUGACUUUGCCAAGAAUAAAUGAUUUUAAAUAAAUUGUAUAAUUUAUUCA
Messenger RNA from Equus caballus (horse), 6891 nucleotides. NCBI's taxonomy places the organism in Eukaryota, Metazoa, Chordata, Mammalia, Perissodactyla, Equidae. The record is from RefSeq and is a predicted model, not a curated record.